UCUUCUUCUUCUUCUUCUUCUUCUUCUUCUUCUCCUCAAUAAUCUGUCUAUCCUCUCCUUCCUGACUCCUUAUUUCUCCCUUUUCUGUGGCUUUAUCUUCCACGUCUUCCUCCUUCUUCUGCUUCUGACACACCCUUUUCUUUCCUCGAACAAUUCCUAAAUCUUCCACUCAUCCUCUUCCCUGCAUUCUUUCUGUCAGUCUCUUCAUCCCUUUGGAAAGCUUCAGCCUGAAUCAUCCUCUCUCUCUCUCACUCUCUCACUCUCUCACACACACACACACACACACACACACACACACACACACACACACACACACACACACACACACACACACACAUUCAUUCCUCCUCUAAUUCUUAAAUCCACCUCUCUUUCUCUAUAGGCUCUCAGCUUUCCAGCUCCCCUAGUUCCUACCCCAUCCUCUCUCUCUCAUGUGCACACACACACACGCACACACAAUGCACGCACAUGUCCAUCCUUGUUUCUCACAUUCCCAAAUCCUAAAUGCUCGCCUAGCAGGGAUCGCACACACACUGGCACACACACAUAUGUUCCGGAUGAUUAGGCUGGCAGAGCCACAGAGCAGUCAGCCCACUGGAGGGGAAGAUGAUGAUGGAGGGAUGGAUGGAGAGUGUGAGGGGAUGGAUGGAUGGAGUGAGACGGGAUGGAUGGAUGGAUGGAUGUCAGAUGGUAGUAAUCUCAUUUUUGCUGGAAGCAGAAAACUAGUCGUCAUCACAGGGAAACAAUCACCCUGAGUCUAUAUGGCGCAACUGCACGACCCUUAUAUUCGGAGCGCGUGCACGUGCGCGUGCAGAUGUGGAUUCGGGGUUGAAGUUGCCAUCCGAUAGAGGGCGGAGUGAGAGAGAGAGGGAGAGAGAGAGAAAGAGAGAGACAGUGAGGAGUGGGGAAGCUGGAGCUGCAGAGGGCUGGAGCUGCGGAAAGGAGCGGAGCGGACACGGGCUGCAACGGAUGCCGGGAACCUGCAGCCUGAGAGCGGGGGGAGCGAGAGGAGGGAGUCGGGGGUCCUGACCAGAGAGGCUCAUACUAGCACGAGUCGUGGUUUGAGAGUCCGUUGGUGUCCAGCGCGCCCACACACACACACACACACACACACAUCCACACACACACAUAUCCACACACUCAUACGUCUUAAGAACAGCGGGAGAUGCAUUACGUCAUAGCCUCCCGUCGCCCUAGAUGACCGCGCGCGCAGGACGGGAUGAUGCGGGGCUGCUGGACUACAACUGAUUCCGCUGCUGCUGCUGCUCGCGAGCGCCCGGUGGCGGUGUCUCGAGCGGACGAGGAAGAAGGGGAGCCGCCGUCGCGCGGCCGCCGGCUCUGAUGGCUCCUCGCGCCCCGGGCGGGAAAGAGACACAGCAGUCGCCGCGGUGCGAGAGGGAAGGGGACAGCGGGUAUCUGGGAAGUGACGUGGUAAACGCGCCCCGCGAGCAAGCAAAACGGUGCGGUUGUCGUGCGUUUCGCAGGAGGGCAGGAGCGGGAAGGGGAACAUGGCCGCGCAGUCGGACGGCGGCAAAGCCGGGGUCGGGUGCGGCGGGGGCGGUUUCGCCCAGCUGUACGAUGUUGAUGCCGAGGAGCCCCUGGACUCCGCCGCGAUCCACAUCUGUCAGUGCUGCCGCACCUCGGCUUGCUACUGGGGCUGCCGCUCAGCCUGCCUCGGCUCUCUCCUCGGUGGGGGCCAGCCGACCGGAGGGGUCGGCAUCCGGGAGACUCACUGCCCGCCCCGGGAGCAGCUGUGGCUGGACUGCCUCUGGAUCAUCCUCGCCCUCCUCGUCUUCUUCUGGGACGUUGGCACGGACCUUUGCCUGGCGCUGGACUACUAUCAGAGGCAGGACUACCUCUGGUUCGGCCUCACUCUCUUCUUCGUGCUGGUGCCGUCGGUGCUGGUCCAGAUACUGAGCUUCCGCUGGUUCGUUCAGGACUACACCGGCGGGGGGCUCGGGGAGGUGGAGGGGCUGACCAAGCGGGGCACGGUGGCUCUGGGGUGCCUGUAUCCCGGCAGGGACCGCCUGCAGCUGGCCACCAUCUGGCUGUGGCAGGCCACCAUUCACAUCCUUCAGCUGGGACAGGUGUGGAGGUACAUCAGGACCCUGUACCUGGGCAUCAUGUCGCGUCGACAGAAGGAGCACCAGCGGCGCUGGUACUGGGCCAUGAUGUUCGAGUACGCGGACGUCAACAUGCUGCGGCUGCUGGAGACUUUCCUGGAGUCGGCCCCUCAGCUGGUCCUGCAGCUCUGCAUCAUGAUCCAGGAGAACCGAGCCGAGACGCUGCAGUUCCAAGAAAGAAAGCACAAUCGCAUCUCCUCCCUGGGCUCCCUCUUGUCUCUCGCCUGGGUCCUGGCCUCCUACCACAAACUCCUGCGAGACUCCCGUGACGACCAGCGCAGCAUGAGCUACCGCGGGGCGCUGCUGCACCUCUUCUGGCGCCUCUUCACCAUCUCGUCCCGCGUCCUCUCGCUUGCCCUCUUCGCCUCCCUCUUCCACAUCUACUUCGGCAUCUUUGUGGUGGUGCACUGGUGCGCCAUGGCCUUCUGGGUGGUGCACGGAGGCACCGACUUCUGCAUGUCAAAGUGGGAGGAGGUGCUCUUCAACAUGGUGGUCGGCAUCGUCUACAUCUUCUGCUGGUUCAACGUGAAGGAGGGCCGGACGCGCUACAGGAUGGUGGCGUACUACACCGUGGUGCUGGCUGAAAACACCAUCCUCACCGGGCUGUGGUACGCCUACAGAGACCCAGCACUGACUGACUCCUACGCAGUCCCAGCGCUGUGCGGCGUCUACCUGACGUUUGCCGGUGGCGUCCUUGUCAUGCUGCUGUACUACGGCUUCCUGCAUCCUGCCACCACCCACCUCCAGCCGAGCCCCGCCUCGUCCUGCUGCGCCCAGCUUCUCUGGGGCCUGCCCCUGCCCCCGUCAGCCCCACCCACAGCCCCACCCACCCCGGCCCACAUGACAAAGUCACAGACAGAAGAGGAUGUGGCCGAGACGUGUCUCCCUGUCUUCCAGGUGAGGUCGGCGCCCCCCACCUCCAAGCCCGAGGGCCCGCUGAUAAAGAUCGACAUGCCCAGGAAGCGUUACCCAGCUUGGGACGCCCACUACGUAGACAGGCGCCUGCGGAGGACUAUAAACAUCCUGCAGUACAUAACGCCGGCCGCUAAAUCGAGGCCAGACGCUAAGCUGUUUCUGAUCUCAGACCAGUUUCUACCAGAUCUGAGUCCGACGACCAUCGAAAUCCUUUUAGAGGCGCUUGGUUGUUUUGGGACAAAUACUAGAAUUCAAUCAUGGGGGGAAAAAAACAAGUCGGAAAGGAUUUCAGUGGUUUGACUCAGGUGUGGACACUAUAAGCACAGGGCAGGGUCAAAUUAAACCUUAAUGUGGAUGUAUCUAUAAGACGUACCAUGAGCUUUUUAUUUUCUUGGGGGUCAUGCUUUUCUACUGUGUUCUUCAGCUUGGGAAAGAAAAAAAAAAAAGUAGCUCUAGAGAAUUCGAUGUGCAAAAAGUACCUUUUUUCUUUUCUCGUGGUUGGCAUUUUGAUUGUAAAUACCUUUUCCUGGUAAUCCUCCUCGGUUGGAUCUAUGUUUCGAUGAGUUCGCUUAGAUGGCUCUUUCAAAUGUACUGAUAGUAAAUGUUCUUUAUAAAUAUCCAGAAUGUAAGGCGAGAGGAGAAAAAUAAGGCUUAACUGGAAAACUGUUUUUUCGUAGGAGUCUGUGCCAUCGUGUUGUCUUGAGUAUAAGCACACUGAUUUUAGAUCUGUAGGCAGGAUGGAGUCUCUGGAGGUGAUCUGCCAGACAGCCACAACCAAACUUUGGUUCCGUUUCUCUGACCAGACAGGUCACACUUGUCUCUUGUAUUCCUGAUGAGCACCUAUGAUAAUUCUUAAUUGUUCUGCAAAGAAAGACCAUCAACACAAGCGGUAAAAAUCUUUGUAAUUGAUGAUUUUAAACCCUCAUGUGUUGUGUUCAAGUGCUCAAAGAGUCAUCACUCUCUUUCUUGUAUGCUGAAGCUGUAGCCAGCGAUCAGUUAGCUUAACAUAGCACAAAGAGUUGAAACAAAGGUGAAACAGGUAGCUAGCUUUGGUAUAAGUUUAAAAAGUUGGCCGUAGACUUUGUCUGAAGACAUUCCCUAUUUACAUACAAUAGAAUAAUUAUCCACCAUGUUAUAUGAGAACCUGAAUUGUGCCUGUCAAAAUGUAGGCUAUCCACUAUAUUGUGGUCUCAAAAAUUCCUCAUUAGAAGGAAAAAAAACGGGAAGCUAAUGUAUCCUGGGUGUCGCUUCAUAUAUGGCGUACAAAUAGUAUUAAUCUUCUUAUAUAAAAAACAAGUUCUGGGAAAAAAAGUUUCACUUGUUCCUUAAACCAAAUAUCCACACAAAAAAGUUAGUUUAGCUGAAAACUGGAGGCAGUGGGAAACAAUUAGCCACCUCCCAGCAUCUCCAAUGUCUCAGCUUUAGCAUAGAGACAUGAGAGUGGUUUCAAUCUUACCCAAGUAUUGGCUUGAAUACCUUCCCUAAUGUCAAACUAUUCUUUGAAAAUGUUGUAUUUUUUUAAUGGUAUAUUUUUCAGAUAAAGUUACAUACAGUGGUGGCAAAAGCUGAUAGUUGAGUGAGAGAAUAUGAUUUCUUGUCAUUUUUGGGAACCAACCCUUUAAGAAACAAUUGGAGUAAUUCAGGAGUCAUGUGAUCGUUCGGCUCCGGACAUGGUUAGAAAGCUUGGUAAGAUGGUCACAUUUGCAGGUGCAGCUACAUGCCAAUAAACAGUUCAGUACAUAAGCACAUAUCUCAAACUUGUCUGGCUGACAUCUCCUGACUUCACUGUAGAAAACGAUGGCUGCCGUCAUCAAACCGUGUUCAAAAAAACCGCUCCUGCGUCAGCUCAUACAAUCACUGUUCAGGAAUCCUCUGGUCUCCGAGGGAUUCCCAGAAUUCACACCGAAUGUUUUCCGACCAACCACAAGCGGAAGAGAAAUGAGACGACACCUUGUGUAUCUCGUUUGUCGUGUAUUCUGUCUCUGCGAUAGUGUUCAAAGCAUUCGGGGGAAGAGUUGAAUGAUAUUUUCAAAUGGCUCCAGGUGGCCAGCGUUAGGAAAUGUGUUAUUUUUGUUACAAUACCUCCUGAAAAUAAAGUCUAUUUAUCUGUGAAGAGACAAAGAUUUACAAUAAUACAGAUGACAUAGAAAUUAUGACAGAUUUUAAAUGAUGUAAAACAGAUAUAAAUGAAACUAUGUACAGUUCAUUUGGUUUUGAACACGAUACAGAAAAUGUAUAUGCGUCAGUAUUGAGUUUGAUUUUAUAUAUUUACCAUUUUAUUACAUUGUAAUGUUGUGACUGCGAUGGAGAAAAAAAAAAUAUAAAGGAAUAUA
This is a messenger RNA of Acanthopagrus latus (yellowfin seabream), 5371 nucleotides long. It is a transcript of the gene xkr6a, whose product is annotated as XK-related protein 6. Gene Ontology annotation, biological process: apoptotic process involved in development; phosphatidylserine exposure on apoptotic cell surface; engulfment of apoptotic cell. Bases 1509 to 3338 code for a protein of 609 amino acids. NCBI's taxonomy places the organism in Eukaryota, Metazoa, Chordata, Actinopteri, Spariformes, Sparidae. The record is from RefSeq and is a predicted model, not a curated record. Gene Ontology annotation, cellular component: plasma membrane. The transcript has 6 exons.